This is a messenger RNA of Diceros bicornis minor, 2902 nucleotides long. RefSeq names its product single stranded DNA binding protein 3 (gene SSBP3). Gene Ontology annotation, molecular function: single-stranded DNA binding; protein binding. The coding region runs from base 65 to 1231 and encodes 388 amino acids. The transcript is spliced from 18 exons. NCBI's taxonomy places the organism in Eukaryota, Metazoa, Chordata, Mammalia, Perissodactyla, Rhinocerotidae. The record is from RefSeq and is a predicted model, not a curated record. Gene Ontology annotation, cellular component: nucleus. Gene Ontology annotation, biological process: positive regulation of transcription by RNA polymerase II.
CUCGGGAGCAGCGGAGCGCUAGCGGCGGCGGCGGCGAGGCUCGGCGCCCUCUUCUCUGCAAACCAUGUUUGCCAAAGGCAAAGGCUCGGCGGUGCCCUCGGACGGGCAGGCUCGGGAAAAGUUAGCUUUAUACGUCUACGAAUAUUUACUGCACGUAGGAGCACAGAAAUCUGCACAGACCUUCUUGUCGGAGAUUCGAUGGGAAAAAAACAUCACGUUGGGAGAACCACCAGGGUUUUUGCACUCGUGGUGGUGCGUAUUUUGGGACCUUUACUGUGCAGCUCCUGAAAGGCGAGACACUUGUGAACAUUCAAGUGAAGCGAAAGCCUUUCAUGAUUACAGUGCGGCAGCCGCCCCGAGCCCUGUGCUUGGCAACAUUCCCCCCAACGAUGGGAUGCCGGGAGGCCCCAUCCCGCCGGGUUUCUUUCAGGGUCCUCCGGGGUCACAGCCCUCGCCGCACGCACAGCCUCCACCUCACAAUCCCAGCAGCAUGAUGGGACCCCACAGUCAGCCUUUUAUGUCACCGCGAUAUGCAGGCGGCCCCAGGCCUCCGAUCAGAAUGGGAAACCAGCCUCCAGGAGGAGUUCCUGGGACACAGCCACUGCUGCCCAAUUCCAUGGAUCCCACACGACAACAAGGGCACCCCAGCAUGGGAGGAUCAAUGCAGAGAAUGAACCCUCCCCGAGGCAUGGGGCCCAUGGGUCCUGGCCCACAGAGUUACGGCAGCGGCAUGAGACCACCACCCAACUCCCUCGGCCCCGCCAUGCCCGGGAUUAACAUGGGCCCAGGAGCCGGCAGACCCUGGCCGAAUCCUAACAGUGCUAACUCAAUUCCAUACUCCUCCUCGUCACCCGGUACCUACGUGGGACCCCCUGGUGGUGGCGGCCCCCCAGGAACACCCAUCAUGCCUAGUCCUGCAGAUUCAACAAAUUCCAGUGACAACAUCUACACAAUGAUUAAUCCCGUGCCGCCUGGAGGCAGCCGGUCCAACUUCCCGAUGGGUCCAGGCUCCGACGGCCCGAUGGGGGGCAUGGGCGGCAUGGAGCCACACCACAUGAACGGAUCAUUAGGGUCAGGUGACAUAGAUGGACUUCCAAAAAAUUCUCCUAACAACAUAAGUGGCAUUAGCAAUCCUCCAGGCACCCCUCGAGACGACGGCGAAUUAGGAGGGAACUUCCUCCACUCCUUCCAGAACGACAAUUAUUCUCCAAGCAUGACGAUGAGUGUGUGAUCCCCCCUCCUCUUCUCCGAGACGCUGAGAGAGCCGGCAUUGCAGGCGGGAAGAUGCCAGAAAUUAUGCAAGAAGUGAGGUGUUACUACCCAGGAGCUGGGGGAGGGGCAUCGCCUGCCCCCUCCCCCACCCGCCCCCCACUCCCCCACCUUUCCCAAGUUUAGUUUCAUGCAAUAAAAAGGCCGAACUUUUUAUUCCAUAAAACAUGAAGGACAAAACUCAAAAAUAUAUUUCAAGUCAAUGACCAGAAACACCCCACCCUUGCCCUUUCCCAAAAGGACCUUUUAUGUACAUGACACUUUUUUGUUGUUUUUUGUUUGGGGUUUUACCAUUGUUGGGAUUUUUUUAUUUGUUUUCAGGGGGGUUUUUUGGGGGAAAAAUUUUUAAAAAUGGAAGCUUCUAGCAGGCCCCACCCCCACCCCAAUCAACCUCUUUGCUUUCUUUAAAAAAAAAAGAACAAAAGGACAAAAAAAAAACCCACCAAGCCCUGCUGUCUGUCUAUCCCCGAGCCCUCCCACCAGGAAUGCUAGUCUAGGUGUGAGGUUUCUCGCUAUCUUUGUAGCCAUCUAAAAAUAAUAAUAAUAAUAAUAAUCUGGGCAGUUUACAAUCAGUGGUUUCUUUCAAAAGGCCUUUUUUGGAAAGAAAAAAGGAAGUCACCUUUUUCCACUUGGGGACUUUUGUUUGUACGGCUGGGCAAGGGAGGGCGAACCUGUUUUGUUUUUGCUUGGUUUCUCCCGGCCGAGGUGGUGGUGACAGCAGCUGCACAAUUUGGACCCCAGAAUACCCCUCACCCCGUUAAGUGGCCGGAGGGGCCAGACCACCUGACCGCUUUCAGGACUCUGCCCCAGCGGAGACCCGCUGUGACCCGGUGGCAUGCACUGUGUUCCCAGGACUGCUUCCUCCUCUCUCCUGGACCUCCGCCCCGGCCCCGCCUGGUCUUCCCGGCGAGAGUCCUGCCAGCUGGGUGGUGGCCUGGCGCAGAGUGGGGGAGGCGCCCCCACCAGGAUGGCCAUGACCUGGGACAUGGAAACCGUGACCACCUCGUUCUCUUCCCCGUGGCCCUCGCGUCCUCGUCGUGUGUGCGGCCACUGGAGGGCUGGAGUUUGGGUUUUCUUUUGUUUUUUUCUCUUGAUUCUUCCUUCUUUUUCCAAGAUGGGAUAUUGACCCGAAUUGCUCUGUAUAUGCUCGGAACUGGAUGGAAGGACCUUGGAAUAGCUGUGGGGGCGGGGGGACACCGACAACCAAACAGACGUGCCGUUCCAGUCCUGUUUUUAUUUUCAAAAACCAACCAACGCGACAGUGGAGCCUGUCCCCUCCCAGGAGGGGUGACCGUGGCCGCCUCACCUCACCACCCCCAUGGAAACCUCUGUGUCUUGCCCUGAGGACACCCGAAUUCUUUGUACAUUUGCCCCGUCCCCUCCCCUGUAGCUGGCCUUUGUUUUCGUCCCUCCCCGCUCUGAUCCGUGUAUAUCAUAUUAUGUGAGAUAUCAUCUGCCUGAAAAAAGACCUUGUGCGGAUUAUUGGGAACAUUGUAGCUGUUUCUGUGUUUUUUCUUACCUUGUAGUCUGGUUCUGAAUUAAGAGAGGAAAAAAAAAAGUAAUUAUGAUACAUUGUAGUUUGUGUACGAUAUAUGUUGAUAACGUUUUAUUAAAGGGACAUCUUUUUUCCGCA